AACGCCGCUAGCUGCUCUUCGCUCGAAGUUGACCGUUGGUAUGGUAGUUCUCUGCAUUAGCCAGAGAGGAUGACGUCACACACAUAAAAAAAUGUAUAGCAGAAAGAAAACUGUCAGAAGUGUUAUUAAUGAAAUCAGAGGGUGUCUGCUCGGUGUUGUUGUUAUUCUUAUAACAAGUAUGUAUAUAUGAAGUGUAUUUUGGAUUACUAAAAACGUAUACAAUAUGAUAUACUUAUGAAAAUUUAAGCAUAAAAUUUUACUAGCUUAAGUUUACAAUGAUUAUUCUCGAGGUUCAAGCGUAAAGAAAACUAAAAUCUUACCAUGAAAUCAAUUUGGCAUCAACAAGUUUUUGCUUUGGAUGCCAAGUAUCAUUCCCAAAGAGCCGUAAACACCAACAGCUUGGGAAUGAUGUAUAUACGCAGAAGGAGCCAGCUGUUACAAGCUAAACCCUGCAAGGAUCCUGAAUUGCAAAGACGGUACUUGAAACUUAGAUCGGAAUUGCUCAGGCGUAGAUACGGCACUUGCCUGGAUACAGCGAGUUUGCCUUCAGAAAAGAGCUUUGAUAUAAAAGGCAAAGAUAAAACUACCAACAAAAGAACAGCUGAGCGUUUUGCAGGAGUCCAUCAUGUCUUUGAUCAUCACUCUGCAGCCAUCUCUAUGCUCAAAUUCGCCAACAAUGACAGAUCUAGAUUCUGCUGUGCCUCAAACGAUGGAACAAUUUCCAUUUGUGAAUGUACUCCACCCAAGGUUGUUGCUUUUCUUCAAGGCCAUCAAAAGGGUGUUACUGCAAUUGACUGGAGUACGAGCAAUGAUCUAUUGGUUUCUUCAUCCUUGGACUGUACAGUUAGACUGUGGAAAAUUCAUCAAGACUCAAAGACAGACUGUUUGAGGAUUACUCUGGACCAAAGCAGAGCAGAAGUUCUGUGCUGUGUUUUUGUCCCUACAAACAAUAAUUUUGUUUUGGCGGGUAACUCCCGGGGGUUACUGCAGACUUUAAAUGUCUCAACUGGAAAGUUUACAAAGAAUGGAACUUUAAAAAUUGGUGGAAGAAUCACAGCAUUAUCUUGCGAAGAAAGUGGUGGAUCUAUAGUAUGGGCAGGUAAUGACAGAGGUAACAUUAUCUCGUUUAGGUUGGAACCAUUAGGAUUAGGAAAAUUAACCAAGUUACGUAGAAUGGAAGGAACUGGUGGGACUAUAACGAGUCUUUCCUGGCGUCCAUGGUUAUCUAAAGACUUUCCGUGGCCAACUCUUUUAGUGAGCAGUGCAUGCAAUGCCGUGCUUUUGUUUAAGGUAGCCGAUGAUCAGGGUUGUUUAGUCAGUUGGAAAAAAUAUCCAAUCAAACACAGGCAGUAUUUUAUUCGUUCGACAUUUUGUCCACAAAUGGCUCAAAUAGCCACGGGCUCAGAAGAUGGUACUAUAUUUUUAUUUGACUCUGUAAGAGAUGGAAAGGUCAUUCUGCAAGGUCACUCAUCAGCAACAUUAUCGCUCAGUUUUAAUUAUGACGAGUCUCUUUUAGCUUCUGGAGAUAAAAACGGUCUUGUUAUCUUAUGGCGCACCAAUCAAGCCUGAAUCCUCAAAUUAAUUUUAUAC
Copidosoma floridanum is the source of this 1590-nucleotide messenger RNA. Its product is annotated as WD repeat-containing protein 13. The record is from RefSeq and is a predicted model, not a curated record. Gene Ontology annotation, cellular component: nucleus. NCBI's taxonomy places the organism in Eukaryota, Metazoa, Arthropoda, Insecta, Hymenoptera, Encyrtidae. Gene Ontology annotation, molecular function: promoter-specific chromatin binding; protein binding.